Pongo pygmaeus (Bornean orangutan) is the source of this 5701-nucleotide messenger RNA. RefSeq names its product Rho GTPase activating protein 33 (gene ARHGAP33). NCBI's taxonomy places the organism in Eukaryota, Metazoa, Chordata, Mammalia, Primates, Hominidae. The record is from RefSeq and is a predicted model, not a curated record. Gene Ontology annotation, molecular function: phosphatidylinositol binding; GTPase activator activity; protein binding. Bases 643 to 5307 code for a protein of 1554 amino acids. Gene Ontology annotation, cellular component: fibrillar center; plasma membrane; Golgi apparatus. The transcript is spliced from 22 exons. Gene Ontology annotation, biological process: small GTPase-mediated signal transduction.
CAGUCUGUCCGUGCCGCAGCCCCGCCCCGCGCGCCCCGCCCCCGGCCCCGCCCGAUCCCGCGGCCUGUGCUUCAGCCGUGGUCCCUCCCGUCCUGCGGCCCCAUCCCGGGUCCCAGCCCGUACCUCGACCCCGCCCCCUCAGCGCGCAUCCCCGUCUUCCACGCCCUGGAUGGGGUGACAGGAACCUAGGGUCCGGGCUGGGAGGAGGCGGGGCUGGUCUAGGAAGGGACCCGCGCCACCUAAGUGGCCCCUGCAGGGGCCUCCUGAGGCUCCUGGCUCUUUCCCCAGCCCCCAUCCCAGCAUCUUCUUCGGCAUCCUUCUGCCAGCCCUCAGCCCUCCCCGGCGGAGCCCCCUCCUCCUCCCCACAGCCCGUUUCUCAUUCCUGAGCCCCACCCCCCACCCGCUCCAUCCCCAGCCUGACCCUUUUCUUCUUCUCCCUCAUUUUCACCCCAUCCCGGUUCCUCUCAAUCCCCCCCGCCCCGCAUCAGUCUGAGCCUUUGCCUCGUCUCUCCAGCCACUUCCUCCUUACUCCACCCCAACAGGCCAGCACUGUACCUCCCUUGAUCCUCGGGUCUGCUCCAUCUCCUUGUCCUCAUCCCCCUCCCCCACCAUUUCCCUCUCCCACCAUUUCCGUCUCCCACCAUGCUGCUCCCGCUCAUUCAUCCAUUCAUUCCCUCACUUAGCAGACAUUCACUGAGACUGCCUCUGUGGAGGCCCCAUGCUCCAGGCACAGAGAGAGUCAGCUCCCAUCCUCCCUUGGGGAACCUCAUGGGCUGGAGGGGGACAGACCCUGAGGGUGAGACCCUGAGGGUGACUCGGGGUUGCAGGGACAUGGAGGAGGGAAAUGCUACAGCCCAGUGUGGUGAAUUUGUCGGGCAGCUGGUUAAUUUAUUCAUCAGAAUUUACCCAGCCCCUGCUGCGCGACUGGGCUGGCACUGGGGACCCAGAAAAGAAUCAGGAACAAUCCUGUCUGAACACCAACUCCAUGCCCAGCUCUAUGCUGGGGAGCUCAGUCUGGGGCCCUCCUUCUGGGAGGCCGGUCAUAGUCCAAUGAGAGAGAUGAACUUGUCACCACCAGUGCCAUCUCAGAGUGAUCAGAGCUGUGAAGGGAGAAGCUCUGGUCGAGACAUGGUACCUGGGAUGGGGGAACCUCAGGGGAUGGAGAGAGUCCAGAAGAGAUGCCAGGCCCAGCCUGAAGGGUCAGGGAGAACUUCCUGGAGGAGGGCACAUACCAGAGAAUUCAGACUUCAUCUUGAAGACAACAUGGAGUCAUUGAAGGCCCAGGAUCUAUGGAGAAACAGAGCCAGAUUUGUGUUUUCUGAAAACGAUCCAGGCUAUUGCGGAAAAGCUGGCAGGAGGGGAGAGGCUGGAAGCAGGAAGGCUGAUGAGAUGGGAGCUGUGAUUGUCCAGACAGUGGCACGCAGCACUGACAGCCUGGAUGGCCCAGGGGAGGGCUCGGUGCAGCCUCUACCCACCGCUGGGGGGCCCAGUGUGAAGGGGAAGCCUGGGAAGAGGCUCUCAGCUCCUCGAGGCCCCUUCCCGCGGCUGGCUGACUGCGCCCAUUUCCACUACGAGAACGUCGACUUUGGCCACAUUCAGCUCCUGCUGUCUCCAGACCGUGAAGGGCCCAGCCUCUCUGGAGAGAAUGAGCUGGUGUUCGGGGUGCAGGUGACCUGUCAGGGCCGUUCCUGGCCGGUUCUCCGGAGUUACGAUGACUUUCGUUCCCUGGAUGCCCACCUCCACCGGUGCAUAUUUGACCGGAGGUUCUCCUGCCUUCCGGAGCUUCCCCCGCCCCCUGAGGGUGCCAGGGCUGCUCAGAUGCUGGUGCCACUGCUGCUGCAGUACCUGGAGACCCUGUCAGGACUGGUGGACAGUAACCUCAACUGCGGGCCUGUGCUCACCUGGAUGGAGCUGGACAAUCACGGCCGGCGACUGCUCCUCAGUGAGGAGGCGUCGCUCAAUAUCCCUGCAGUGGCGGCCGCCCACGUGAUCAAACGGUACACAGCCCAGGCGCCAGAUGAGCUGUCCUUUGAGGUGGGAGACAUUGUCUCGGUGAUCGACAUGCCGCCCACGGAGGAUCGGAGCUGGUGGCGGGGCAAGCGAGGCUUCCAGGUCGGGUUCUUCCCCAGUGAGUGUGUGGAACUCUUCACGGAGCGGCCAGGUCCGGGCCUGAAGGCGGCAGAUGCCGAUGGCCCCCCAUGUGGCAUCCCGGCUCCCCAGGGUAUCUCGUCUCUGACCUCAGCUGUGCCACGGCCUCGUGGGAAGCUGGCCGGCCUGCUCCGCACCUUCAUGCGCUCCCGCCCUUCUCGGCAGCGGCUGCGGCAGCGGGGAAUCCUGCGACAGAGGGUGUUUGGCUGUGAUCUUGGCGAGCACCUCAGCAACUCAGGCCAGGAUGUGCCCCAGGUGCUGCGCUGCUGCUCUGAGUUCAUUGAGGCCCACGGGGUGGUGGAUGGGAUCUACCGGCUCUCAGGCGUGUCUUCCAACAUCCAGAGGCUUCGGCAUGAGUUUGACAGCGAGAGGAUCCCGGAGCUGUCUGGCCCUGCCUUCCUGCAGGACAUCCACAGCGUGUCCUCCCUCUGCAAGCUCUACUUCCGAGAGCUUCCAAACCCUCUGCUCACCUACCAGCUCUAUGGGAAGUUCAGUGAGGCCAUGUCAGUGCCUGGGGAGGAGGAGCGUCUGGUGCGGGUGCACGAUGUCAUCCAGCAGCUGCCCCCGCCACAUUACAGGACGCUGGAGUACCUGCUGAGGCACCUGGCCCGCAUGGCGAGACACAGUGCCAACACCAGCAUGCAUGCCCGCAACCUGGCCAUUGUCUGGGCACCCAACCUGCUACGGUCCAUGGAGCUGGAGUCAGUGGGAAUGGGUGGCGCGGCGGCGUUCCGGGAAGUUCGGGUGCAGUCGGUGGUGGUGGAGUUUCUGCUCACCCAUGUGGACGUCCUGUUCAGCGACACCUUCACCUCCGCCGGCCUCGACCCUGCAGGCCGCUGCCUGCUCCCCAGGCCCAAGUCCCUUGCGGGCAGCUGCCCCUCCACCCGCCUGCUGACGCUGGAGGAAGCCCAGGCACGCACCCAGGGCCGGCUGGGGACGCCCACGGAGCUCACAACUCCCAAGGCCCCGGCCUCACCUGCGGAAAGACGGCCUCCUGUUUCUCCCCCAAACCGCAGGAGGAAAGGGGAGAGAGGGGAGAAACAGCGGAAGCCAGGGGGCAGCAGCUGGAAGACGUUCUUUGCACUGGGCCGGGGCCCCAGUGUCCCUCGAAAGAAGCCCCUGCCCUGGCUGGGGGGCACCCGUGCCCCACCGCAGCCUUCAGGCAGCAGACCCGACACCGUCACACUGAGAUCUGCCAAGAGCGAGGAGUCUCUGUCAUCGCAGGCCAGCGGGGCUGGCCUCCAGAGGCUGCACAGGCUGCGGCGACCCCACUCCAGCAGCGACGCUUUCCCUGUGGGCCCAGCACCUGCUGGCUCCUGCGAGAGCCUGUCCUCAUCCUCCUCCUCCGAGUCCUCCUCCUCCGAGUCCUCCUCUUCAUCCUCUGAGUCCUCAGCAGCUGGGCUGGGGGCACUCUCUGGGUCUCCCUCACACCGCACCUCAGCCUGGCUAGAUGAUGGUGAUGAGCUGGACUUCAGCCCACCCCGCUGCCUGGAGGGACUCCGGGGGCUGGACUUUGAUCCCUUAACCUUCCGCUGCAGCAGCCCCACCCCAGGGGAUCCCGCACCUCCCGCCAGCCCAGCACCCCCCGCCCCUGCCUCUGCCUUCCCACCCAGGGUGACCCCCCAGGCCAUCUCGCCCCGAGGGCCCACCAGCCCCGCCUCGCCUGCUGCCCUAGAUAUCUCAGAGCCCCUGGCUGUAUCAGUGCCACCCGCUGUCCUAGAACUGCUGGGGGCUGGGGGAGCACCUGCCUCAGCCACCCCAACACCAGCUCUCAGCCCCGGCCGGAGCCUGCGCCCCCAUCUCAUACCCCUGCUGCUGCGUGGAGCCGAGGCCCCGCUGACUGACACCUGCCAGCAGGAGAUGUGUAGCAAGCUCCGGGGAGCCCAGGGCCCACUCGGUCCUGAUAUGGAGUCACCACUGCCACCCCCUCCCCUGUCUCUCCUGCGCCCUGGGGGUGCCCCACCCCCGCCCCCUAAGAACCCAGCACGCCUCAUGGCCCUGGCCCUGGCUGAGCGGGCUCAGCAGGUGGCCGAGCAACAGAGCCAGCAGGAGUGCGGGGGCACCCCACCUGCUCCCCCAUCCCCCUUCCACCGCUCGCUGUCUCUGGAGGUGGGCGGGGAGCCCCUGGGGACCUCAGGGAGUGGGCCACCUCCCAACUCCCUAGCCCACCCGGGUGCCUGGGUCCCAGGACCCCCACCCUACUUACCAAGGCAACAAAGUGAUGGGAGCCUGCUGAGGAGCCAGCGGCCCAUGGGGACCUCAAGGAGGGGACUCCGAGGCCCUGCCCAGGUCAGUGCCCAGCUCAGGGCAGGUUGGGGGGGCAGGGAUGCGCCAGAGGCAGCAGCCCAGUCGCCAUGUUCUGUCCCCUCACAGGUUCCUACCCCCGGCUUCUUCUCCCAAGCCCCCAGGGAGUGCCUGCCACCCUUCCUUGGGGUCCCCAAGCCAGGCUUGUACCCCCUGGGACCCCCAUCCUUCCAGCCCAGUUCCCCAGCCCCGGUCUGGAGGAGCUCCCUGGGCCCCCCUGCACCACUCGACAGGGGAGAGAACCUGUACUAUGAGAUCGGGGCAAGCGAGGGGUCCCCCUAUUCUGGCCCCACCCGCUCCUGGAGUCCCUUUCGCUCCAUGCCCCCCGACAGGCUCAAUGCCUCCUACGGCGUGCUUGGCCAAUCGCCCCCACUCCACAGGUCCCCCGACUUCCUGCUCAGCUACCCGCCAGCCCCCUCCUGCUUUCCCCCUGACCACCUUGGCUACUCAGCCCCCCAGCACCCUGCUCGGCGCCCCACACCGCCUGAGCCCCUCUACGUCAACCUAGCCCUAGGGCCCAGGGGUCCCUCGCCUGCCUCUUCCUCCUCCUCUUCCCCUCCUGCCCACCCCCGAAGCCGUUCAGAUCCCGGUCCCCCAGUCCCCCGCCUUCCCCAGAAACAACGGGCACCCUGGGGCCCCCGUACCCCUCAUAGGGUGCCGGGUCCUUGGGGCCCUCCUGAGCCUCUCCUGCUCUACAGGGCAGCCCCGCCAGCCUACGGAAGGGGGGGCGAGCUCCACCGAGGGUCCUUGUACAGAAAUGGAGGGCAAAGAGGGGAGGGGGCUGGUCCCCCACCCCCUUACCCCACUCCCAGCUGGUCCCUCCACUCUGAGGGCCAGACCCGAAGCUACUGCUGAGCACCAGCUGGGAGGGGCCGUCCUUCCUUCCCUUCACCCUCACUGGAUCUUGGCCCAGCCAAAUCCCUUGUUUUGUAUUUUCUUGAACCCUGACCACUACCCCAGGUUUCUAACUUUGUAACUUGCUUCUGAUGUGGGUCCCUAACCUAUAAUCUCAGCUUCCCUACCCUGGACUGAAGGGUCUGCCCAUCCCCCCACCACCCUCUAUCCUGGGGGCCCUCGCACAAAUCUGGGGUGGGGGGGGGCUAGGCUGACCCCAUCCUCCUCUCCCUCCAGGAGUCCCCAGCAUGUCCUGACCUGUGCACGGGGAUGGGGGGACAACUCCUACCCUUCUUUCCCCACAUCCCCCACUAAACCAUCUGACAACAUUAAUGAAUAAAAUGGUGAAAAUGUG